This is a messenger RNA of Laccaria bicolor S238N-H82, 426 nucleotides long. RefSeq names its product glycosyltransferase family 4 protein. The transcript has 2 exons. Lineage: Eukaryota; Fungi; Basidiomycota; Agaricomycetes; Agaricales; Hydnangiaceae. Gene Ontology annotation, molecular function: glycosyltransferase activity. The record is from RefSeq and is a predicted model, not a curated record. Bases 1 to 426 code for a protein of 141 amino acids.
AUGAUUAUUUACUAUUUGCUACCUCUUUACCUGGCAACAAAAGCCAUUUGCCCCUUGUGUGAAGUCCAACAUGCCGGGAUACCUGUCAUCGCCUGUCACACUGGGGGCAUUCCUCUGCAGAUUGAGGACAGAAAGUCUGGAUACCUCACUCAUCCUGGUGACACCACAGCUGUCGCCAAACAUCUCUACAACUUAUACAACGACAUACCUUUGUACCACAAGAUGAGCAAGUACGCGCGAACCCGCAUUUCUGACGAGGUGUCAACCGUCGGCAAUGCCGCUGCAUGGUUGUACCUCACAGUCAUGUAUCAUCGCGGCAAGAAGAUUAAGCCUGACGGGGUGUGGUUGAACAACUUGUUGCGCGAGGAGACUGACGAACAAUACGUUGCAGGUGAACCCAGGUUGCCAAGGGACAUCAAGUGCUGA